Tripterygium wilfordii is the source of this 658-nucleotide messenger RNA. RefSeq names its product peptide methionine sulfoxide reductase B5-like. Gene Ontology annotation, biological process: protein repair; response to oxidative stress. The transcript has 3 exons. The record is from RefSeq and is a predicted model, not a curated record. NCBI's taxonomy places the organism in Eukaryota, Viridiplantae, Streptophyta, Magnoliopsida, Celastrales, Celastraceae. The coding region runs from base 105 to 518 and encodes 137 amino acids. Gene Ontology annotation, molecular function: peptide-methionine (R)-S-oxide reductase activity.
GGUUCAUUUCCGAGGAUCUGUAUAUCUGUGCAACUCUAGUCUGGAGUUAAAGUCAAAGAGAAGCGUAGUUUAGAGAUCGGAUCAUCGGACUAUCGGAGUCGCCAAUGGCUGCACCAGUUUCCGUCCAGAAAACAGAGGAGGAAUGGCGAGUCAUUCUGUCUCCCGAGCAGUUCCGCAUCUUGAGAGAGAAAGGAACAGAGUCUCGAGGAACUGGAGAAUACGACAAGUUCUAUGAAGAAGGAGUGUACAAUUGUGCUGGUUGUAGUACACCACUCUACAAGUCCACCACCAAAUUCAACUCUGGCUGUGGAUGGCCUGCCUUCUACGAGGGCUUCCCUGGAGCCAUUAAUCGCUUUCCGGACCCAGAUGGAAGGCGAACUGAGAUCACCUGUGCAGCCUGUGGAGGGCAUCUGGGUCAUGUCUUCAAAGGGGAGGGAUUUCAGGUACCAACUGAUGAACGUCACUGUGUCAAUAGUGUUUCUGUUAAGUUCCUUCCUGCAAAUUCUGCUGCUCCUUGAACUAUAUGUAAGAAGAAAAAAGAAGAAGAUGAUUAAGCUUUAGUUAUGGACUUCUUCUAUGAUCUAUCAUCACUUGGUUGGGCUAAGUGUAGUGUUAUAUAUUAAGAAAAAGAUUAUAUUAAGCUUUAAUCUGACUCUGA